AUGGAACGGUUGACGAAUUAUACUAUAGCUGAGAUCCCAAUACCCAUGUAAACAUAGCUUACUCUCAGAUCUAUAAGGUCAGAUCCCAUGUAAACAUAGCUUACUGACAGAUCGAUAAGGUCAGAUCUCAAUACCCGUGUAGACAUAGCUUACUGACAGAUCAAUGAGGUAAGAUCCCAAUACCCAUGUAAACAAAGCUUACUGACAGAUCAAUGAGGUCAGAUCCCAAUACCAAUGUAUUGCGAACAGGUCGAUUGUAGCGGUAGUCGUUUCGAUGGUGACGUACUUUACAGUUAUUUCGACCGCGGUGGUUAUUGGAGUCGUGGUUUCCUGGAAGGAACCGUUGUUGUGCAUCAUCUUUCAACGCUCCAAUACCUGAUAAUGUACCAAACCUGUAUUUGCUAUUUGGGAAUUCAACUUUAAUUAACCUGAAAGCGUGGCUUCAUAGUAGAAACAUCUGUUGGGUUGGUAGAAUGUGGAAAUACCCACCUCAUUGGUUAAUAUUCCCUGAAAGAAAUGUAAAAAUUCAUUUUUUGGUCUGGAAAUAAAAUAAACAUUUAUCUACGUUAACCACUCCAGUCAACAGAUGGCGAUGUGCGUCUUUCAGGCGACGCAAUCAGCGUGACGUAUAAUUUAGUGGACGGGACGCUUCUUCAAUAACAUCUAGUCAGCCACCGCGGUAAUUUCCUAGCCGAAACAUUCAAGCUGUUUAGACUGCAUCGGUGCAUAUUUCCCUCUGUAUUUUAAGCAUCAUUCUGUCAUAUAACUAAUUUCCCCAUUUAAUGUCAUAUUUCCGUUUAGUCGGGUAACGGUAGCUGGCUUGAUAAAUUAGCCUAUCACUAGGCUAGUCGCUAACUAGCAAGGUUAGCUGGCUACCACCUCCUACUACCAUGAGCUCGCCAAUCUACUGCCCUCCUGCUAAAGAAGAGGAGGUCUGCUGGACGGAGAAAGAGGGUCUGUGGCUGAACAUUGUCGUGAAAGAGGAGGAUAUCACAGUAAAACAAGAAGUAGAGGGUGAAGCUGUUACAGUGAAAGAAGAGAAAGACGCGUUCAAAGUGAAAGAGGGGGAGGAUGUUACAAUAAAAGAGGAGGAUGCAGUUUUUGGAGUGAAGGAGGGAGAGAUAACUGUCACAUUGAAGGAGGAGAAGGAAGAACAGGAGGAGGAGGAGGAGACAGGCGAUCUGAUUAAAACCAGAGAGGGACCAGACUCUCACUCUGACAGUGGGGAGAGUCCUGCAGGGGAAUCGGACCCAGAGACGCCCAAACCAGCGAGACAACACCGCUGUUCCCAGUGUGGAAAGAGUUUUAAGUGGUUAAGGAACCUCAAAGCACAUGAGAGAACGCAUACAGGAGAAAACCCUUACAAUUGCUGCCACUGUGGAAAGAGUUUUACCAAGUUAGGGAACCUAAAAGAGCAUGAGAGGACACACACAAGAGAAAAGCGUUUCCAAUGUUCCCAGUGUGGAAAGAGGUUUACCCAGUUACGGUACCUGAAACAACAUGAAGAAAUACACACAGAAGAUAGGAAGACCUACCACUGCUCUCAGUGUGGAAAGAUAUUUACUGGGUUAGGGAACCUGAAAAUACAUAUGAGAAUACACUCUGGAGAGAAGCCUUACCACUGUUCCCACUGUGUAAAGAGAUUUACUCAGUUAGGGAGCCUGAAAACACAUGAGAGGGGACACACUGGAGAGAAGCCUUAUCACUGUUCCCACUGUGAAAGGAAUUUUAGGUGGUAUGCGAGCCUGAAGGAGCAUGAGAGAAUACACACAGGAGAAAAGCCUUACCGAUGUUCCCGGUGUGAAAAGAGUUUUACCCAUCGAGGGAGCCUGAAAGCGCAUGAGAGAAUACACUCAGGAGAAAAGCCUUACCAAUGUUCCCGGUGUGAAAAGAGUUUUACCCGGUUAGGGAGCUUGAAAAGGCAUGAGAGAAAACACACUAGAGAAAAGCCUUUCCAACAUACUAAUACACAGGAGGAGAAGACAUACCACUGCUCUCAUUGUGAAAAGACAUUUUCCCAGUCAAAGGAUCUGAAAUCACACGAGAGAAUAGAGAGGCUGUGUUCUGACUUAUGUUUUUGAUUGAGAAAUUUUGUUUUUGUUCAUGCUACAUUAAAUCAUAUUGUAUGAAUGAAAUCAUACUGAAAAAUAGGUCUACGUUUUCUUUUCCAGCUCAAAACAUGAUCAUGUCGAAAGUCAGAUUAUAAGAGUUAACAAAAAUAUAUGAUGUUUUAAUUAUGAACUUAAGAUUGAUUGAAUGCAAGUGUAAACCCUGAAAUGUUGUUCACUAUAUAGUUGGGAUUUUUCAAACAUGUUAAUUAUUAAAUAUAUUGAUAUUAGUAUUUAGUCAUUAAGAUUGUCAUUGUAAAUGUGUAUUGGUUCUCAAUUGACAUAUCUGAUUAAAUAAAGAUGAAA
Molecule: messenger RNA, 2414 nt
Organism: Oncorhynchus keta (chum salmon)
Lineage: Eukaryota; Metazoa; Chordata; Actinopteri; Salmoniformes; Salmonidae
Product: zinc finger protein 32-like
Exons: 2
Coding region: 891-2081 (396 amino acids)
Biological process (GO): regulation of transcription by RNA polymerase II
Molecular function (GO): DNA-binding transcription factor activity; RNA polymerase II cis-regulatory region sequence-specific DNA binding
Source: RefSeq, a predicted model, not a curated record